Penicillium subrubescens is the source of this 822-nucleotide messenger RNA. Its product is annotated as S-adenosylmethionine-dependent methyltransferase. Gene Ontology annotation, biological process: methylation. The transcript has a single exon. Lineage: Eukaryota; Fungi; Ascomycota; Eurotiomycetes; Eurotiales; Aspergillaceae. Gene Ontology annotation, molecular function: nucleic acid binding; S-adenosylmethionine-dependent methyltransferase activity; protein methyltransferase activity. Gene Ontology annotation, cellular component: eRF1 methyltransferase complex. The record is from RefSeq and is a predicted model, not a curated record. The coding region runs from base 1 to 822 and encodes 273 amino acids.
AUGCUCCCUACGCCGGACACCUCGCAUGUCUCCUUUGACACUAUCUAUGAGCCUGCCGAAGACUCAUACCUCUUCCUCGACACACUCUCUUCAGCAUCCGAGUCCAAAUGGUUAUCUGAACGCUUCAAAAAAUCAACCAGAACUUCAUCAGAUUCAUCCAAUGCAGUACCACUGGUUGUUGAGGCAGGCACCGGCUCUGGUGUGGUCUUAGCCUUCGCAGCAGCGCAAUCCCAACACAUCUUUGGACGCCAGGACAUCCUCACAUUGGGCAUAGAUGUGAACCGCAAUGCUUGCAUAGCGACCCGAGAGACAGUAUCAGCAGCUAUCAAGACAGUGCAGAAAGACACAGAAACCUCUGCCGUGGACCAAAUUCUAAACACGAUCCACAUCUCUUCCAUAACAAGUGACCUCUGCACGGCACUGCGUCCUGGAAGCGUUGACGUCCUUUUAUUCAACCCGCCUUAUGUUCCAACAGAAGAGCUGCCUCGUCUGCCUACAGAAUCUGAAAAUGAUCCUACAAAAUCACAAGCCAUGCCUCGCUCUGCCAAGUUCGAGAGUGACUCGUACUUCUUGUCCCUGACGUAUGCGGGUGGUGCGGAUGGCAUGGAGACGACGAAUCGGUUACUCGAGGCUAUCCCUGGCGUUUUGUCUGAUCGUGGAGUGGCAUAUGUGCUUCUUUGCAAGCAGAAUCGACCGGAUGAGGUCAAGGAGCGGAUUCGUGCUUGGGGUGGAUGGAAUGCAGAGAGUGUUGGGUCGAGUGGUAUGCAGGCCGGAUGGGAAAAGCUAGUCAUUGUUCGGAUAUGGAAGCAGGAAGUCCAAUGA